This is a messenger RNA of Closterium sp. Naga37s-1, 1329 nucleotides long. NCBI's taxonomy places the organism in Eukaryota, Viridiplantae, Streptophyta, Zygnematophyceae, Desmidiales, Closteriaceae. The record is from the annotation of a GenBank genome assembly.
AUGAGGAAUUUACCUCUCCAGCAGCAGCAAUACCAACAGCGGCACACCACGUGUACUAAUACCAGCAGCGGCACCAACACGCUGCCAACUGCAGCUACCCCCGCCGCCCACCACGUGGUCACUCCCUCCCGUCCACCGCUCUGCCACGCCACUCGCAUCAUCACCACGUCAGGAAACGUUUCUUCCCAUCUGCUUCCACAUGCGAGCGCCACCGGUUCCGGCGGCAGCGGUGGCGGCGGCGAUGGCGGCGGUGAUGGCGGCGGUGGGCGGCGGCAGCUGGGCGUGUGCAAGUACGAGGAGGGGCGGUGGGAGCCGCAGGCGAAGGCGCAGAUGCGGUACCACUCCAAUUACUGCUCGCUGCUGCGGACGGUGGGAGCUGUUAAUUGCCUCAACCCGAAAAGACCGAGAAGCCCUAAGUACCUGCGGUACAAGUGGGUGCCGCCUACGUGCGGGGCGACUUUCGGGUUCAACGCGCGGGAGUUUUUGAACAGAAUGCGCAACAAAGUGGUGGCGUCGGUGGGCGACUCCCUGUCGUAUGAGAACUUCAUGCCCUCCAUCGUCUGCCAGCUGAACGAGGUGGCGCGCGUGGAGACAGCGGACGAGCUGCUGGGGAAGCUGGCGGGGAGGGGUCUGCUGGUACCGACGCACAUCAUGCGCGUGCGCGCGUACAACAUCACGCUCGUCAACGUCUGGAGCACCUUCCUCAACCACUACGUCCAUGAUGACCAGACCCUGCGCAAGUACAACGGGGGGGUGAAGCCAACAGCGGAGGACGCAGUGGUGGAUGUGACGCGGCUGGACAGCACGUGGGCGGAGCACGUGGGGCAGUACGACGUGCUCGUGCUGCAGUCCGCGGCUCACUGGCGCGCCAAGCCCACCAAGUGGCGCCGCUACUUUGUGGACAGCGCGGGGGUGCGGCAAUGGCCCGAGAAGAAAUACACCAAGGCGUUCUUCACGGGGAUGAAGACGGCGGCUGACUUUCUGACAGCGCGCAAGGCCAAGGGCGCCAGCAAGCCGCUCUCUUACUUCCUCUCAGCGCCUGCCGCCAUUGACGGGUGUGGCAAGUACCGAGGCGCGCUGGGACAGAGCCAAGCGGACGCCAUGGUGGCAAAGAACCGCCAGGCAAUGGUGUUCCUACCAGCGCAGCUGCGUGCGUUCCGCAAGGCGCCGGUGCGGAUCAUCCAGCUCACGCGCUCCACCAUCUACCGCCCCGACGCGCUCGUGGGUGCGUCGGGGAACGACGACUGCGUGCACUGGUGCCUGCCCGGUGUGCCCGACUCGUGGACCGACAUGUUCUACGAGCAGCUUCGCGCUGACAUGGGCUUCUAG